Numida meleagris (helmeted guineafowl) is the source of this 805-nucleotide messenger RNA. RefSeq names its product signal peptidase complex subunit 2 (gene SPCS2). Gene Ontology annotation, cellular component: membrane; signal peptidase complex. The record is from RefSeq and is a predicted model, not a curated record. Lineage: Eukaryota; Metazoa; Chordata; Aves; Galliformes; Numididae. The coding region runs from base 161 to 805 and encodes 214 amino acids. Gene Ontology annotation, biological process: protein targeting to ER. The transcript has 6 exons.
AGAGGCCGCCAAAUCGCGCGGGUGGGGCGGGGCGGAGGGCGGCGAGAAGAUGGCGGCCAAAGGCGGCAGGAACGGGCUGCUCGAUAAGCCUGUCUAGGAAGCUGUUGGUUUUAGGACAUAAGCAGCUGGACUAAAAACUUGAGUUUUGACAGUGAGAUGGAUGCGCCGUGCUUUAAUGCCAGGCGAACCACGCUGCUGCCACGAGCAGAGACUCCCAGCCGUGACAAACAUCCCUGAGUGGAAAAUCGACGACAAACCAGUCAAGAUUGACAAAUGGGACGGCUCGGCCGUGAAAAACUCUUUGGACGACUCUGCCAAAAAGGUCCUCUUGGAGAAGUACAAAUACGUCGAAAACUUCCGCCUGAUCGAUGGGCGCCUCAUCAUCUGCACCAUCUCCUGUCUCUUCGCCAUCGUGGCUUUGAUCUGGGAUUACCUGCACCCCUUCCCCGAAUCCAAGCCCGUCCUCGCGUUCUGCGUCGUCUCAUAUUUUGUGAUGAUGGGAAUCCUGACUAUCUACACCUCCUACAAAGAGAAGAGCAUCUUCCUGGUGGCUCACAGAAAGGACCCGGCUGGGAUGGACCCCGACGACGUCUGGCAGCUCUCCUCCAGCCUCAAACGGUUCGAUGACAAGUACACCCUGAAGCUGACCUUCAUCAGUGGGAAAACCAAACAGCAGAGAGAAGCCGAGUUCACCAGGUCCAUCGCCAAGUUCUUCGACGCCAACGGGACGCUGGUGAUGGAGGCCUAUGAGCCCGAGGUCUCCAAGCUGCACGACAGCCUGGCUCUGGAGAAGAAAACCAAGUGA